Messenger RNA from Apiotrichum porosum, 540 nucleotides. RefSeq lists its product as uncharacterized. The transcript is spliced from 2 exons. The coding region runs from base 1 to 540 and encodes 179 amino acids. NCBI's taxonomy places the organism in Eukaryota, Fungi, Basidiomycota, Tremellomycetes, Trichosporonales, Trichosporonaceae. The record is from RefSeq and is a predicted model, not a curated record.
AUGUCGACUCCCAGCAGCAGCAGCAGCAGCGGAUCGAAACGCCUCUCCAGUCCCGAGCGGCGUGAACGUUCCAAACGUCGUCGUAUGGCCUUGUUCGAGGCCAGGGGCAUGACCAUGGAGCACCUGGAAGGGAUCGUGGCCAGGUACGACAACAACAGACCUCUCGACCUUACCGACUCGCAAAAGGCGACGUUGACGAGGACCACCGACCUCAUCAACACCAUCUUCUCCAAGCUCAAGUCUCCUCCUCGCCUUUCCGCAGACUAUGUCUGCCACAACUGGGCCGAGUUGACCUGCAAGGACGCGCCUCCCAUGCCCAGGCAAAUGCUGGGUGUGCUCGUCCGGAUCCUCGCUUCCCGCAAGUACAGGGGCAAGGCCAUUGCGGCCAGCACCUUCCGCCAGAACGUCAACGGCUUUGUGUUCUCGUACGAGCACUGCCGCGAGGAGUCCGGAGCAGCCGUGUCGCAGCUCUCCGAUGCGGCCAAGGACCACAUCAAGACCGCGACCGGGGAUGCUAUCAAGGAGUUCGAGCUGCGCUAG